This is a messenger RNA of Drosophila nasuta, 5273 nucleotides long. RefSeq names its product aminopeptidase N. Gene Ontology annotation, molecular function: peptide binding; metalloaminopeptidase activity; zinc ion binding. NCBI's taxonomy places the organism in Eukaryota, Metazoa, Arthropoda, Insecta, Diptera, Drosophilidae. Gene Ontology annotation, cellular component: cytoplasm; membrane. Gene Ontology annotation, biological process: proteolysis; peptide catabolic process. The record is from RefSeq and is a predicted model, not a curated record.
AAAAAUCAGUCUGUUGUCGCAACUGAAACGCGAAGGUUGUCGGUGUGUUGGUUGUCGAGUCGAGCGCAACGUUGUCUCGUUUUAGCCGCUGGGCGAGAAACAAAAAAAAAUAUAACAACAACAACACAAAUUUAAAAUCGGAAAAGAAAUACAACAAUAAAACAUACAAAUAGUGUUUUAACGUUUUUUGUGAGUUUGUCGACCAAGUCUAAGCAACACCGAGUAGUAUUACAGGAGGCCAAACCAAAGCAACAAGAACCCAACCCCUACUUCAAGCCAAGUUGCCACAAGCACAUGCAAAUUCAUCAGAAUCGCCAUAGAGAGUAGCUGGCUACGUUCUACAGAUACAAUAGCUAGAUAAAGUUCUCCAACACAUUUCCGCACUCGGCACAGUGGGACGAAACUGGAAACAUACGCCUGCACAACACAACACACAAAAAAGAUGCCCAACAAGAAAAUAAACAAAAUGCCUUUUGCCCAAUUCCAAUUGCAAUUUCGAUUCUGAUUUCGAUACCAUUCUCAAAUCGAAUUCCAUAACCAAAGUAAAGUGCGCGGUGGCAAGAAUAUUUUAAGUGUGUUCUGUGCUGUGCAACGGCUGCAACGCGUUGUGCAAUCGCAAAAAUACUUUCUAAUAAAUAGCCACAGACAGGCCCAGACACAAAAAUAAAUAAGCAUCAUCGAGGUGUCGACUACAUCGCCCAGAUUCCAGAUUCUCCACUUCACUCUCGAGUUCCCCCACUCGAUACUGUUGCAGUCAUCUUAUUUUCUAUUUUCUGGGAGCACGUGUGAACGUAGGUCGUGGCCAAGGUGUUCAAAGACAACUACAACAACCGGAGAAGGAGCCGCAACGAGGUGUACACAUUCGGCACCAUGGAGGGCGGUUACGUAAACGAAGAGGAUUCCGAUGCCAUAAUGGGCGUGGAAAGUCCAGCCAUCAUAUCCUAUACAAAUCCCAAACUGCAAAAUUCAUCAAUCUAUGCGCCAACAACAACAACAUCAGCAAAAACGCCAACUGGGAAUGCGCCUAGCAUCGCCAUCGAAAUCGCUUCAUCAUCAUUAUCAUCUUCAGCUCCAUCGUCCGAUUCAUCGACAGUGCCAGCAGUGGGCGUGGCAGCUGCCCCCCGUUGUGGUGGUAGUGGUGCAUUCAAUGGAUUCGUUGCAAAGUGGCGCAAUUUCAAAUUCGAUGAAUCGAAAAAGAAUAUUAGAAAACGUUUGCAUUUCGAUUACAUAUCAAAGGACAGAUUUUUGGGCGGACAGCUGAAGACGAAGAAUGGCCAGAAAUAUGUGUUCAAUGGUCCGCCAUCGGGCGUUUAUGUGUCAAAGACCUGCUUGAUCAUCUCGGCAUUCAUCAUGUUGGCCGCGUUGAUUUCCUCGGUGCUCAUCACCUACUUCCUGACCGCACAGACUUUGCCCAUUGCAGAGCCACAUCCCAGUGCCCAGGCACAGUCAAAGGAUCAUGCUGAGGAUGCGUUGAGCAAUUCACACGCAAAUUCAACGCCUUUGCUGCACGCCAAGUUCGAAAUCCCCGACUGGCUAAAGGAGAAUCCGGUAACCACUUUGGCACCGCCACCCGAAGUUCCGCCUGUGGUGCUGCUCAACGAGGACAAAUCGUUGGCCACGCCCGUUGGCGAUAUACCGCCCAUCAGCACAGACGAGACACUCAACACCAGCGAUGUCAAGUCAAGUGAACGUCUGCUCCAGCUCUACGAAGGCUGGCGUCCAUUGCAUUACAACAUUGUCAUUGAGCCAAAUAUCGUCACAUCCACCAGCAAUGGCAGCCUGAGCAUUGAAAUCGAACGUGAUGCCAAGAUUAGCAGCUGGGAACCCAUUGUGCUCGAUGUCCACAACGUGAGCAUCUCCAAUGUGCGUGUCAUAAGAUCUCCACUAUCGAACGCCAGCGAGGAAAUCGAACUGGACUUUGAAUGCGAUUAUGGUGAAGGCAAUGACACAUUUGUUGUCAAACUGGCCAACAAGCUGGCCAACGAGACGCAAUUGCGUGUGCUGCUCAGUCUGGACUUUGUCAGCCAGGUGACGGAUACGCUGCAGGGCAUCUACAAGACCAGCUACGACGAUCCCAGCCAAAAGCAGUCGCAAUGGGUUAUCAGCACACAGUUCUCGCCUAUUGAUGCGCGUCGCGCUUUUCCCUGCUUCGAUCGUCCCGACAUGAAAGCCACCUUUAGUCUGAGCAUCAUUCGUGACAUCAAGGCGUCCAUGGCGCUGUCCAACAUGCCAGUUGCACGCAGCAGCCCCCAUCGUCCUGGCUAUCUGCGCGACGACUUUAUGAUCACGCCCAAAAUGCCCACAUAUCUGCUGGCCUUCAUUGUCUCCAACAUGGUUGAAUCGCACUUUGCCGAUCUCGAUGGUGGACUUGUCCCCCGUGUAGAAAUCUGGACACGUCCCUCGUCGGUGGAUAUGACACAUUAUGCCUACAAAAUGGUGCGCAAGUUCUUGCCCUACUACGAGAAUUACUUUGGCAUCAAGAACAAGCUGCCCAAGAUUGAUUUAGUCUCGGUGCCUGACUUUGGCUUUGGUGCCAUGGAGAAUUGGGGUCUGAUUACGUUCCGUGACUCGGCGCUGUUGGUGCCCGAGGAUCAGGAGUUGGCUUCCUCGUCGGAGCACAUGCAAUUUGUGGCUCAGAUUAUUGCACAUGAACUGGCACAUCAAUGGUUUGGCAAUCUGGUGACGCCCAAGUGGUGGGAUGAUCUCUGGCUGAAGGAGGGUUUCGCCUGCUACAUGAGCUACAAGGCGCUGAAUCAAGUGCAUCCCGAGUUCCAGAUCAUGGACACCUUUACGGUGCUUGAGUUCAAAGAGUCCAUGCAACACGAUGCGGCAAACACGUCGCAUGCCAUCUCCUUCGAUGUGAAGACCACCAGCGAUGUGCGGCGCAUCUUCGAUCCCAUCAGCUACUCCAAGGGCACCAUUCUGCUGCGCAUGCUCAACUCCAUUGUGGGUGACGACGCGUUCCGCGGAGCUACACAGGAUCUGCUCAAGGCCUUUGAAUACGGUAACAUGAAUCGCGAUGAUCUCUGGGGUUUCCUAACACGACAUGGCCAUGAGAAGGGCACGCUGCCCGCGGACUUGAAUGCCAAGCAGAUUAUGGACUCGUGGAUAACCCAACCUGGCUACCCCGUGGUGCAUGUGGAACGUUCUGGUUCGGAUUUGGUGCUGCGACAGGAGCGUUAUUUGCUGCCUUCUCGCAAUCCCUUGGAUAAGAGUCGUUGGUUCAUACCCAUCACCUUUGAGACGGAUGAGCUGCACAAGGGUGACGACAUACCCACGCAUUAUAUGACCCAGGACCACGAGCAGGUGCUCAUCAAGGAUGUUUUCACCGGAACGAACAACAACGAUAGCGUUGUCUAUUUGAAUCUGAACAGACAGAGCUACUAUCGCGUCAACUAUGACACGGCUUCGUGGCUGGCGUUGAAGAAGAAUUUCAGCAUGGUGCCCAGAAUUACACGUGCCCAGCUGCUAGACGAUGCACUGCAUCUAUCUCAGGCCGAAUAUCUGCCAUACGAUAUACCUUUGACGUUCCUAAUGGAGUUGUACACGUCCGUGGAUGAUGAGUUGUUGUGGAGUGCCGCCAAGCCAGGUCUCAACUAUCUGAUUUACAAUCUGAAACGCGAACCUGCCUACGAGACCUUUAGGGCGUUUAUGAAGUUUAUUGUGCGUCCCGCCUUCGAUCAUUAUGGUCUUAAUGAGCCCGACAAUGAGUCGCAUUUGCAGCUGAAGCAUCGCGCCCUUGUUGCCAGCCUUGCUUGCAAAUUCAACUACGAUCGCUGCACACAAGUGGCCCACAUGAAGUUCCGCGAUUGGAUGCGUGAUGCCAAAAGGAAUCCCAUUAAGCCAAAUUUGAAAUCUGUCAUCUACUGCACGGCGCUGGCGGAGGGUUCGUAUCAGGAAUGGUACUUUGCCUAUAAGCAAUACAAACGAACCAACAGCGCAUCGGAAAAGGAAGAGAUUCUCACUUCUCUCGGCUGCACCACAAAGCCCUGGCUACUCUCAAAGUACCUGAAUCUGAUCGUCAACUCGACAUCGGGCAUAAGGAAACAGGAUGGCGCUUUGGCCUUCCGUUCUGUGGCCUCUAAUGCCAUUGGCUAUGAGAUCGCCUUCGACUUUUUGCAGUCGAAUAUCAAGGAAAUUUCCGACUUCUAUGGCGAUGGCUUCUCAACAAUAUCAGAGAUGAUCAAAUCCCUCACCAUCUACAUGAACAAGGACUAUCAUAAGCAGCAACUACAAUCUUUGGCAGCUCACAGCCGUAAACUGGGCUUGAAGGCUGUCGAAAUUGCCAUUGAUAUGGCCAUGGAGCAGGUCAAUGAUAACAUUUACUGGCGCAGUCACUCCUACGAAAGUCUAAAGGGAUUCUUAGAGGGCAUUGUUAGCGAGUUCGAGAUCAACAUCUUUUAAGCAUCAAAUUAAGUUAUGAAGCUUUUCAACCAAAAAUGCGACUUUAUUAUUAUUAUUCAACAGCCUCAAUAUAAUUUUAAAAACGAAUUAUUUGCGAAAAGUGAUAUAAACGUGUAAGUUAGCCAACUUAUUAAUUAAGAACCAGGAAACAAAAGAGAAAAGAGAAAAAGCAAAACUAAACCAGACGUAAAAACCUAAUUAUUUUCCUUUUUGCAAGUGUAUUGUAUAUUUAUUUAAUUGUAAGUCAGUGCUUCGUUUGCUUCGUGUAUUGUAAUUUAUUUUUGAUUUGUCGUUACGUUCCUAUGUUUGAACCAACUGCUAAAGCUCUAUAUUAAUAUUAUACGUACGAUCAUUUAACUAUAGAUUUCGAGUCGAUCGUCAUUAACUAAAAUAACAACAGUUUCGACACAUCCUCUCAUUCCCUUGCCAAAUUAAAAACAUAAACUAAAAUGUUUUUAGAAUACUUUCGAAAAACUGCUUGGGUAAAAAAUCUAAUCAUUUACGUGUUACAAUUAAAGAUCACUAGGAACUUUACUACUAAGCCAUUUAGCACUAAGUAUACCAAACGAAAUAUAUAUUUUAAACUUGUAUUAAUAUAAAACGUACCCAACCGUUGGAUUGCAACCUCAGAUAGGGAAAAAUGAGUGUCCUUAAAAGCAUGGUUUAAAGUAUUGCAAAUGCAAAACCUAAAUACAUACAUACAUACAUACACACAUAAAUUAUUCGUAAAAAAAAAACAUUAUUUUAUAAUGCCUAACACUAAAAUAAAAAGAUAAUCGCUUAGUGCACAACCAUGUAAAUAAGUUUUAAAGCCAACUUAAUCUACAACACAAAAAAUAAACGAUGUAAUUACGUACAUUUUAAUUCAA